AUGAAAGGUUGGCGUUACGUUACGUCGUUUACGAUUUACUUUAUAGGCACAAAAGUUAUAUUAAAAUAUCACAAAUUGUAGUUUUAAAUAAAUAGAAAUAAAUUUAAAAAUGGCUGACAGUGAUGAUGAGUAUGAUCGGAAAAGACGCGAUAAAUUUCGUGGCGAAAGAGGAACUGCCGAAGGAAGCAGUUAUCGGAGUAGUGAUCGGAGGGAAGAAAGAAGCCGUGGUCGAGAAGAAUGGCCAGAAAGAUCUCGAGGAGGUCGUUCUGGUCCUGACUACAGGGACUACAGGGGCGGAGCCAGUGCCAGUCGUGGGUAUUCUCCUGUGAGAGGAGAAGGACCACCAACCAAGAGGAUUAGACCCGAGUGGCCCAUAGAAGACAGAAGAUAUGGAGGCAUGCCUCAUGACACGUAUGGCUCCUAUGGCUGGGGUCAUGAUCACUUCGGGCCACAUCCAGCACAUCAGGGAUAUGGACAACCUAUGCCACCAGUACCGGCAAGAGAUGCAGUUUUACCAAUGGGGCCUUCGGAUGGUCCUCCCACAAUGAUGUCUUUCAAAGCCUUCCUGGCUGCACAAGACGACUCUAUCACAGUAGAUGAUUCUAUUCAGAAAUAUAAUGAAUACAAAUUGGAGUUCAGAAGACAACAGCUCAAUGAAUUCUUUGUAGCCCAUAAAGAUGAAGAAUGGUUCAAGAUCAAAUAUCAUCCAGAGGAAUCUGUAAAACGUAAAAAUGAGCAGUUGGUGGCACUGAAGAGCAGAUUAAAUGUGUUCCUGGAGUUAUUGGAGCAAGGGGAACUAGACAAGGUGACUGUGGAUGUGGAGAAGUCUGAGAAAUUAGUAAGACUGCUUGACACAGUUGUCAUCAAGUUGGAAGGCGGAACUGACGAAGAUUUGAAGGCUCUUGAUGAACCACAAUCGCAAGAAAACUCUACAACUGCUGAGAAACAACCAGAUAAAAACAAUACAGAAAAACCAGUUGUGAUUGAUGUUGAUGAAGUAAAAGUUAAGGAAGAGAAAGAAAAGCCAGAGGAGGAUAAGGACAAGAAAGCAGAGUCUCCGAAGCCAACUGCACCUCUCACUAUGGAGAUAGACCCGCAUUUGCGACAACUUCAGGAGCAAGCGAAGAUGUUCUCGAGGUUUAAUUCCCAACCUGGCAGUGACAAUGAAGCAGAGAAGCCACCAGAAAAAGAACCUCCUCCACCAGCUGUGUCGUCUUCCAGUUCAUCAUCAUCUAGUUCUUCUUCCUCUAGUUCAGAAGACGAGGGUGAAUCUGCCACUCGGAGGAAAUCCAAAUCCAAGUCAAAGACCCCCGACAAAUCUCCUAAGCAGAAGGAAAAGUCACCAAGUGUGGAAAGAAUAGAAGAGGAACCCAAACCAGCUCAGGAUAAAGAAAAGACGGAAGAAGAAGAAAAAUCAGAAGCCACAAAUGACGUAAUUGUGGAGAAGAAAGAGUCUCGAGCUUUGCACAAAACUACUUCGAUAUUUUUGAGAAAUUUAGCGCCUUCUAUAGCUAAAGCAGAAGUUGAAGCUAUGUGCAAGCGCUACGGCGGGUUCCUGCGCGUGGCGCUGGCGGACCCGCUGCCGGAGCGGCGCUGGUUCCGGCGCGGCUGGGUCACCUUCCGCAGGGAGGUCAACAUCAAGGACAUCUGCUGGAACCUCAACAACAUACGCUUGCGCGAGUGCGAGCUGGGGGCGAUCGUGAACCGCGACCUGCAGCGGCGCAUCCGCGCGGUGUCGGGGCUGACGCUGGAGCGCGGCGUGCUGCGCGCCGACGCGCGCCUCGCCGCGCGCCUCGCGCACCUGCUCGACACGCGCACGCGCCUCUGGCAGCCGCACCACGACGCACACGACGCACACGACGCACACGACGCACACGACGCAGACGAACUCGCCUCGCCCGAUAACUUCAGUCUCAACUCCAAGAAUCCUGUGCUGCAUAAGAUAACGGAACAUCUGAUCGAGGAAGCGUCCACAGAGGAGGAAGAGUUGCUCGGAUUAGAAGCGUCGUCGGAGCCGAGCACGACGGAGCAGCCCGACCCAGAGCUGAUCCGCGUACUGGACCGCCUCGUGCUGUAUCUGCGCAUUGUUCACUCUGUGGAUUAUUAUAACCACUGUGAGUACCCUUACGAGGACGAAAUGCCCAACCGCUGCGGCAUUAUGCACGCGCGCUCCGGACCACCGCCUAACAAGCCAACGCAACAAGAAAUACAAGAUUACAUUAAAGCGUUUGAAAGCAAAAUGUCUUCAUUCCUACAAGACGCUAAACCGUUAUCUGAUGAAGAGUUGCAGAAACUCGGGAUAAAGGAUCCUGAUGCGGAAGUGGAGAAGUUUAUUCAAGCUAACACUCAGGAGUUAUCGAAGGACAAAUGGUUGUGCCCUCUUAGCGGGAAAAAGUUUAAAGGUCCAGAUUUUAUCAGAAAACAUAUAUUCAACAAGCAUGCAGAAAAGGUGGACGAGGUGCGGCGCGAGGUGUCGUACUUCAACGCGUACGUGCGCGACGUGCGCCGCCCGCAGCAGCCCGAGCCGCCCGCGCGCUCGCAGCCCGCCGCACACGCGCACGCGCAUGCGCACGCCGCGCCCGCCACGCCAUACGGCGGAGGUGGCGGUGGGGGCGGCGGCGGCGGGGGCGGCGGCGCGCGCGGCUGGGGCUGGGGCGGCUGGGCCCCGCCCGCGCCCUACGCGCCGCGACAUCCGCGCUUCUCUCGGCCCAGGGGUGAGGCCGCGGAGUUCCGCCCGGUCGUUCACUACCGAGACUUGGACGCGCCGCGCGAACCCGACGACUUCAUAUAACACAAUACAUUGACGAGACACCUUUGUCCCGAAAACCUAUCAGCAGGAAUAAAACACACUAGUGUAGUUCACAGCAAUUAUCGAAUUAUAAAUUUAUCUAAGUAUAAGCGACAUAAUAUCAUAUUUGUCUCAAAUAUUAG
Molecule: messenger RNA, 2931 nt
Organism: Papilio polytes (common Mormon)
Lineage: Eukaryota; Metazoa; Arthropoda; Insecta; Lepidoptera; Papilionidae
Gene: Ars2
Product: serrate RNA effector molecule homolog
Exons: 16
Coding region: 110-2791 (893 amino acids)
Biological process (GO): primary miRNA processing; mRNA processing
Cellular component (GO): nuclear body
Molecular function (GO): nucleic acid binding
Source: RefSeq, a predicted model, not a curated record